ACAUUGAAUUUAUGGUGUUGAUAUAGGGACGGGCACUAUUUUUCUGAGGUUCUUUACCCAUAAAUCAUAAGCAUAUAAAAAACCGAAAGCACACUCAAAAAAUACAGCAUGUUGUAUGUUGAUGCAUAAUCUACAAGAAUUCAAAAUUUAUGCCGCACAUGGAGAAUUUGGUAGGGCUUCUCUUUAAUUUGGUGAUUUUUAGCCACCUUUUCAUGGGAAGGAAAUUACAGUCAUGAGCAUUUUUCCUUGAUCAUGACCUCUUCUAGGCCUGGAGUCAACUGGAUCCGCAUUGAAUUGGCCAAAUUUGAGCUCUUCUAAUCUUUCUUUACUCUUUCUCCCUGUUUGAAUGCAUAAUGCAAAAACCAAAAACAGAAAACAAAAGUAAAAAGUAGAAAAAGAAGCUGAGGUUCUUUUGAAUCGAUAUGGGUUGGUAUCUAGUGGAACUUGCAGGUGCCAGUCUGUAUUGUACAGUUUGGGAUGGGCCAAUUCGAUUAGGAACUAAGUACCAUUGUCAUUCCAUGGCUCGUUCCCUACUGGUUUGGUACAGUUAUCCAGUAUGAACCAGAUUUGCAAUCAUCUUUGAUGACAAUCGAUCAUUUAGAUCAAACCUGAAAAGGGCUUGCAUUUGAUUUUGUCCCAUACUAGAAACGGUUGGUUGGGGAAUUUGAUCAAAUCUAUCAUCGGACAUUAGAAAGAGGAGUUAGGCCCUUAAACCUAUUCUAUGCAUGAACAUCAAAAUCCACCGUACUUUGAUGUAAAAGAGAAUAUUAUAAUUUUUUCAUUACAUUCAUUAGAUCUUUAGAUGGCUUUACAUCUACAUAUAUUAACCAUAAUGAUUUGAAGCACACAAAACUAGAACGUCAUCUAAACCAUUUAGUUAGCUUAGUCGUAGUCCUUCAACUGAAUGAUGACUAUGGAAGGCAAAAAGGAGAAGAUAUUUAUAUAUCUUCUCUCUUGGCAAAACUUAAAAGGAUUUCAUAAGUUGCUUUAAGCAUGAUGCUUUUAAUACAACAUGAAAGGUAUAUUUUAUCGAGGCACUUCAUGUACGUAUAUACAUAUACAUGUAUAUAUAUGUGUGUGUACACAUAUAAUAAAGAAGAUGAAUAAAUUUUUGAAUCUUGUUAGUCAUCAAGCUCGAAGUUACAGUUACAUCUGCUCGUAGAGGAUUUGUUUGAAUAUAAAUGCAAACAUAAAGACUCACUAAUUCAGUCAUUGAUAUACUUAUUCUUGUAGUUAUUAAAUCUGCUAAAUCUUAUGUUUCACUAAGCACUAAAAUAUAUAUAUAUGCUGAAGUUCUAGCUACCAUGGGUACCAUUCGCAGAUGGAUGCUGAUGAUCACUUCGUGAAAGAAAAAAAAACAGUUAUCAUUCUUUCAAAAAUUAUCCUUUUAAAUUUUGUCUCUGAUAGUUGUUUAUUUUAUUUGUCUCUGUUUUGCCACUUACUAUACAAUAAGUUCUGCAGAUUAUAAAGCCUCUACCAGAUUCAUCUGCUAAACAUGGUGAUUCCAUACCAAAUGGAACGAUCAUAUGAAUGCAACAUAUGAGAACUCGAAAAUGGCUGCAUAGCCACUUGCAUGCAUCACCCAUAACUGGUAAUUUGGAGGUGUGUGGAAGCCAAUCUUUUAAAAAGUUUCGAAGUGCAGAAGAGCUUAGAAAAUGGGUGCAAUAGCAAGUUUCAAGAGAGGUCCUAUAGUGGGUACAAUGUCCUAGAUCGAAGUUUUUUGGCUCCUAGAUAUGUCUAAUCACUCUACAGAAAGAAUUGGCAAUUGCUGUCAAAUCCUGUUUCUGUUUGUCCAUGCGAUGCCAUGAAGCUUGAAUGUAUCAGUGCGAACUGGGUGAUCGACUGUUCCUAGUGCUAAUUGUUAGCUGUUUUGGAGGUGAUAGAGAGUCAGAUACUGGAGAUUACCGGCGGCUUGAAAUUGAGGGGAAUGGGAAAACAUGGAGGCAAGACCAGAAAAUAAGACUGCAACAUGUUGAUACUGGUGGUUAUCUACACAGUCAUAACAAGAAAUACUCUCGUAUAGCCGGUGGGCAGCAGGAGGAUGCUGGGAUAUCUGACUCUUAUCCACUUACUGCCGAUGAUGUACAGGAGGAGGAAGAGAACCUUUGUUGAUUUUUUUUUUAGUUUUGAUAUAAUAUAUUUAAUUUUGAUGUUUGAAUAAUGUUAUCUUGUAGAAUUAGAUAAUUUAUAUUUUUUAUAUAAUAUUAGUUUUUU
This is a messenger RNA of Elaeis guineensis (African oil palm), 2214 nucleotides long. The record is from RefSeq and is a predicted model, not a curated record. Lineage: Eukaryota; Viridiplantae; Streptophyta; Magnoliopsida; Arecales; Arecaceae.